Hydatigera taeniaeformis is the source of this 858-nucleotide messenger RNA. The record is from the annotation of a GenBank genome assembly. NCBI's taxonomy places the organism in Eukaryota, Metazoa, Platyhelminthes, Cestoda, Cyclophyllidea, Taeniidae.
AUGGUUGCUGUUGCUGAGGGUUUGCGCUCAUGUCAUGACUUUGGCCAUUUUUCUUCAUAUGCAAAGACAAUCGUUGUGUCAACUAUGGUGAUGCGCUCAGCUGUAGCAGGUCCCCUCUAUGCCCUUACUGAAAAGAAUCAUGCCCUUGUCAUAUCUGCUUACUACCAAAGCGCUGUGGAAGCAUCGAACCCUGUUUCUUCUGUUCGUCUAAAGGAUGGCAGAAUUGAUGCCAGGUUACAGCGGUCGCUGUUUCAAAGGACUUUUACUCAAAAUUGUCAUAAACUGCGAUGCCAUCCCUCAUGGUCUGCUCUUUAUGGGAUGGUUCAAUUGCCUAUUUGGAUGAUAAUGACGUUCGGAUUGAGAAACGCUUAUUGGCCUCCAAUGAUUCCUGAGUUUUUAACAGAAGGGCUAUCCUCACCAUCUACAUCUUUGUGCCUUAUUGCAGCUACGACCUUUGCGACAGGUCUCAAUGUUGAAAUUACUCAUUUGAAACGCGUUUAUGCGCAAACAUCGACUACUGUAGUGACGUCUGAUCCUAAACUUGUGAACCAGAACCGUAUCGCAAAUGUGAUGCCCGCUCGCAUGCCCUGGCAGUUGAAAUUCGCCCAUAGAGUUGGUCAUUUAGGCACGAUACUAAUUGCCCUCUUUUCCCCAUUCGCACCGUCUGCUCUCGUAAUUUUCUGGUGCUCGUCGGCGUCACACCAAUUGGCACUACACCUCCUCUUUCUCAGCAAUCGAGUCCGAGGCGUCCUGGGCAUCAAGAAAACUCCCGUAGACCCAAAGCGUCCGUACUUUGCUCUCUGGCAGAUCGCCAAGUCUCACUACCGCGUCCUCCAGCUGAUCAGUAACCGAAGCUAA